AUCCCAGCCAUGUCUCUGCUUUAUGGUGGUGUGCAAAUGGAUGUUUGAUUCUCAGCAACUAUGAACUUCUGCAAGACAUUUAAAACUUUGUGGAUUCAAUGAAACUUGUUCAAAAGGGUCGUUCUUUUUCCUCUACUUCCGAGUCAUUAUCAUCUCCAAUUCGAUGGAUCUCUCCUCUCCAAUCUGUCAAAAACACUACCGAGAAACUGGAUUCUCCUGUCGAGGCCUCAGACACUGUUGUAGGAGUGUCAAGAAGCAAGUUCAUAACACACGCGUCUACCGUUGACUUGAUAAAACGUCAGAAAGAUCCAGAACAUGCUCUAGAAAUUUUUAAUAGGGCAGCAGAGCAGAAGGGUUUUAGUCAUAACAAUUCCACUUAUGCUGUUAUUCUCCAUAAGCUUGCACAGUGCAAGAGAUUCAGGGCUGUUGACAGAGUGCUUCAUCAAAUGACUUAUGAAACUUGCAAGUUCAAUGAGGGCAUAUUCAUUAAUCUCAUGAAGCAUUUUUCAAAGUCCUCUAUGCCUGAUAAGGUACUACAUAUGUUCUAUGCAAUUGAACCAAUUGCUCGUGAAAAGCCUUCUUUGAAAGCCAUCAGUACAUGUCUUAAUUUACUGGUUGACGAGAACCAGAUUGAUCUGGCAAGGACAUUUCUCUUGGAUGCUCAGAAGAACCUCCACUUAGAGCCCAACUCGUGCAUUUUCAACAUCCUGGUUAAAUAUCACUGCAAGAAGGGGGACAUUGAAUCUGCAUUUGAAGUGGUGAAACAGAUGAGGUCGGCUGAAAUAUCUUAUCCUGACUUGAUCACCUAUUCAACUCUUAUGGAUGGUCUUUGUAGUUGUGGAAGGUUGGAAGAAGCUGUUCAAUUGUUUGAGGAAAUGGUUUCGAAAGAUCAGAUAUUACCGGAUGCUUUAACUUACAAUGUUUUGAUAAAUGGCUUCUCUCGUGCUGGAAAAGCUGAUAGAGCUAAGAAGAUAAUGGACUUCAUGAAGAAAAAUGGGUGCAACCCAAAUGUAUUUAAUUACUCCUCUCUCAUGAAUGGUUUUUGUAAGGAAGGAAGGUUGGACGAUGCCAAGGAGGUAUUUAAUGAGAUGAAGGCUGCUGAGCUGAAGCCUGAUACGGUUGGUUAUACAACCUUAAUAGAUUGUUUAUGUAGGGCUGAUAGAGUUGAUGAAGCUGUUGAGUUACUCAAAGAGAUGAAAGGAACUGAGUCCAAAGCUGAUGCAGUUACAUAUAAUAUUAUACUUGGAGGACUUUGCCGAGGAAACAGAUUUGAUGAGGCUCUCGAUCUGAUUGAGAGGUUGCCUUAUCAGGGUGUCAGUCUAAACAAGGCAAGUUAUAGGAUUGUGUUGAACUCCUUAUGCAAGGAAAGUGAACUGGAUAGGGCAACAGAACUUGUUGGCUUGAUGCUUGUCAGGGGGUUUCUGCCACAUUUUGCCACCUCAAAUGAGUUUCUGGUUUCUCUGUGCGAGGCUGGAAAAGCAGCCAAUGCUGUUGUUGUAUUAUUUGGGUUGGUUGAGAUGGGCUUCAAACCAGAGCCUCAUACAUGGGCUCUGUUAGUUGAUGUGUUUUGCAGGGAGAGAAAACUAUUGCCUACAUUUCAAUUACUUGAUGAAUUAGUCAGCAAGGUUGGCCAUUGAAGUGCAUAUGGGUCUUGAGGCAAAAA
Coffea arabica (coffee) is the source of this 1663-nucleotide messenger RNA. RefSeq lists its product as uncharacterized. Gene Ontology annotation, molecular function: protein binding. NCBI's taxonomy places the organism in Eukaryota, Viridiplantae, Streptophyta, Magnoliopsida, Gentianales, Rubiaceae. The record is from RefSeq and is a predicted model, not a curated record.